CCCAUCCUCCUCCCUAAAUCUCUUCUGUCCAUCUCUCUACGCCUCCCUUCUUCCUUGUGUCCCAGAAAACUCAGAAAUCUGCUCACAGGGAUCUGCACUCAAUAGAGUGAUAAAGGAGAAAAGGAGGGAGGAGAGAAAGAGAGAAACUGAGGGAAAGAGCUAAAUAUUUUCUUGGGAAUAAAGCCCACCUGUAUACAGCCGGCAGCAGCCAUAACAGGCUCACUCACAGGAAGUGACUAUGAGAUCUUUGGUCCUUUUACUUUUACCUUUGGUCCUUAUUUUGGUAACUGAAGUGAGUGGUCAGAGACGUAAACCUCGUCCCACAGUAGUACGCCCAACUAAGAGGCCAACCCCACCUGCACGAGAACCUGUGGAACCCACAGAUCUGCCCCCUCCACUUCCACCUGGACCUCCAUCAGUUUUUCCAGACUGUCCUCGGGAGUGCUACUGCCCUGCAGAUUUCCCUUCAACAAUUUACUGUGACAGUCGCAACUUGCGCAAAGUUCCAAAUCUCCCUUCUCGUGCCAGGUAUGUUUACCUGCAAAAUAACUUCAUUGAUGAUCUAGCAGAGGAUGCUUUCAAGAAUGCCACUGAGGUUCAGUGGAUCAACCUCGACAACAACCGCAUUAAGAAAGUAGACAAAAAAAUCCUUGAGAAGAUGGAAAAUCUGACCUAUUUAUAUAUGGAAAAGAACCAGCUAAAGGAGUUACCAUCUUAUCUGCCUCCACGGCUAGAGCAACUUCGUCUCAGCCGCAAUCAGAUCUCGAAAAUACCUUCUGGAAUUUUCAGUAAAAUGGACCACUUGAUUUUGCUGGACUUGCAUCACAACAAGCUAAGUGAUGGGGUCUUUAACAAAAAUACAUUUAAGGGUCUGAAAAACCUUAUUCAGCUAAAUUUGGCUCACAAUAUUCUGCGGAAAAUGCCUCCCACUGUGCCAGAGACUGUGAAUCAGCUAUUUCUUGACAGAAAUAAUAUAGAAGACAUUCCCUCUGAUUACUUUAAAGAUCUGCACAAUCUAUCUUUCUUAAGGCUCAAUUACAACCAAUUGUCUGAAAAAGGUCUUCCUAAAAACAUUUUCAAUAUUUCCAGCCUCUUGGUCCUUCAACUAUCCCAUAACAAGUUUACAGUGGUCCCAUCCAUUAGCCCAAAACUGGAGCACCUCUACCUGAAUGACAACAUCAUUGAAAAAAUCAAUGGCACCGAACUAUGCCCACUUCCAUUUGCACCAGCUGAUUUCAUGUCAUCUGAUUUUUCCUUUGUCCCACGCCUUCGAUAUCUGAGACUGGAUGGAAACCAGCUGAAACCCCCAAUACCACUGGAUGUUAUCAUGUGCUUCCGACUGUUGCAAUCUGUGGUUAUAUGAGUAAUUAUAUGCACUACUAAUAAACAUUUCUAAUGCAGUAUUUUACCAACACACAUAUGCACUGUAGUUUUCUUACACUUCUUACUAUUAACACAUUGCUAGUAUAUCUGUACUUGUGUUGUUAUUCUAGCAGUACCAAUUUACCAUAAUAUAUAGCCUAACACAAGUGGAACAAUUAAAAAAAAAAAAAAAAAACACUGCAAGAUACUGUAUAAAUUACUAUACUGUACAUCUGUGGGUGUGCAGGUUAGUGCUUUAUAGAUGUAUAGAUGUCAUUAUAUCAUAAUAAUAAUAAUAAUAAUAAUAAUAAUAUCUAUAUUUCCCCCAUGCCAAACGUAGAUAUUUUAUCAAUAAAACUGUAAUUUUAAAGCCAGAUGUUCCUGAAUAGAAAGGUGUCCUGUACUGUAUGUGCAAUGAUUUCGCAUAGACUUUGGAAAUGCAGCUGUGUUCAAAUAUAUGACUGAUCAAGUUGAUAUAUUAAGAAAAAAUGCCUUGAAGUAAGCACUAGAUUUUCGACUAUACUACAUACUAGAUUUUCGACUAUACUACAUAUACGGGUGUACCUUACCGACGCCGGGGUCCCGGCAGCAUACCGACGCCAGGAUCCCGGCGGGGAGGGGCGAGUGCAGCAAGCCCCUUGCGGGCUCGGUGGCGACCUGCGGUCGCCACGGGUUCUAUUCCCACUCUAUGGGUGUCGUGGACACCCACGAGUGGAAAUAGUCCCUGUUGGUCGGCAUGCCGACCAUCGGGAUAGUGAGCCUUCGGGAUGGUGGGGUAGGUCAUGUGACUGUCGGUCAGCUGACCGCCGGUCACAUGAAUAGCACCCCUACAUACUACACUUAUUACUUUAACACUAUAUUAUAGUCAUUGGAAUUAUAUUUUAUAAUGAUGUGAAUAUAUAUAAAUAUAUAUAUAUAUAUAUAUAUAUAUAUAUAUAUAUAUAUAUAUAUAUAAA
Molecule: messenger RNA, 2318 nt
Organism: Pseudophryne corroboree (corroboree frog)
Lineage: Eukaryota; Metazoa; Chordata; Amphibia; Anura; Myobatrachidae
Gene: PRELP
Product: proline and arginine rich end leucine rich repeat protein
Exons: 3
Coding region: 239-1363 (374 amino acids)
Cellular component (GO): extracellular exosome
Molecular function (GO): heparin binding; protein binding
Source: RefSeq, a predicted model, not a curated record